AAAAAAGAAAAAAAAAAAAAAAGGAAGUAUUUUGUGGGCCAGUUUUCCUUGAUAAUAGAAAAAAAAUUAGAAGCUAUCAUUACUAUUUACCACCAAAUGAAAGCCCAAUUUGUCCUGAAAAAAACACAAGGUAUAAACCACCUGGAUGUACAAAGUAGUUGUUUGAUGAAAUAUGUACGGUUUUACUAUCACAUGUCAACGUUGCAGAAUUGUGCUUAGGCAUUUAGAUUUGUUUUAACCCUUAGGCGUGAAGGGUUUAA
This is a messenger RNA of Staurois parvus, 260 nucleotides long. The record is from the annotation of a GenBank genome assembly. NCBI's taxonomy places the organism in Eukaryota, Metazoa, Chordata, Amphibia, Anura, Ranidae.